CAAGAAACUCUCGUGAUACAUUGGUAAUGCGUGCGUGUGACGCAAUUUGGUGGUAGAGGAGGGGACCAUCAGCAAAAGCAGUGUAGGAAAGAGGAGGAAGCAAGGAUGGCGGAGUCACACCUCUGAAGCAUCAACCUACCCAUAAGAUGAGAACUUUGGUAAGCUUUCCAGCCUGCCCCCCCGGCCACCCAUGACCCAUAGACAGUGUGCCCUUCAAACAAGUAUGGCUGCCACCCUUCUCCAGACACUUCAAAGAGUUUUACCUGCCCUGGCGGUUUAACAGAAGGACGACAAAAAUAAACAAAAGCCAGACGCACCAUCUGGAUCAUCGGCCAUUUUUCGGGGGAUAGGGAGUUAAGCCUUCUUGUCGACGUCCGUGCGGCCUACACAGGUCUGUAUCAACGCAUGAAGACGUAAAGGCCGCCUGCCCGUCUGCUCUUUGCCUUUCUUCUUUCCUAUUUUUUAUUUUUUUUGGAAUACAAAUCCCGACCUCGAGAGACUCCCAUGAGCGACUCCGCAGGGAGGUGGACCGCAUCGUCAUGAGUAGUACUUUAGGCAAAGACAAAGACUUGAAAGAGAAGGACCCGAAGGGAGGUCUGGCGGUAGGGAGAGAAAGGGACAAAGAGGCCAAGGCGACCCUCGCCAGCUUCGGAGGAGGCAAGGACGGAGGCAAGGAGCCCAAGACCAAAGGGAAAGAUGCCAAAGAAGGAAAGAAGGAUGCCGGGAGCGCGCCACCGGCAGUCGCCUUCUCCGUCGACGACAAGAUAAAGCGGCCCAACCCGGCGCCGGGCACACGCAAGAAGUCGAGCAAUGCCGAGGUGAUCAAAGAGCUGAACAAGUGCCGUGAGGAGAACUCCAUGAGGCUUGACCUGUCCAAGAGGUCCAUCCACAUGCUGCCCACCUCCAUCAAGGAGCUCACCCAGCUGGCUGAACUCUACCUGUACAGCAACAAGCUGCAGAGUCUCCCUGGGGAGGUGGGUUGUCUUUCAGGCCUGGUCACGCUGGCGCUUAGCGAGAACUCUCUGACCAGCCUGCCGGACUCUCUGGACUCUCUGAAGAAGCUGAGGAUGCUGGACCUACGUCACAACAAGCUGCGGGAGAUCCCGGCGGUGGUGUACCGGGUGACGUCGCUCACCACGCUGUACCUGCGCUUCAACCGCAUCACAGCCGUGGAGAGGGACAUCCAGAACCUGGCCAAGCUCACCAUGUUGAGCAUCCGCGAGAACAAGAUCAAACAGCUGCCUGCCGAGAUAGGGGAGCUCUGUAACCUCAUCACUCUGGACGUGGCCCACAACCAGCUGGAACACCUUCCCAAGGAGAUUGGCAACUGCACACAGAUCACCAACCUAGACCUACAGCACAACGAGCUGCUGGACCUCCCCGAAACCAUAGGUAACUUGUUGAGCAUCAACCGCUUGGGCCUCCGAUAUAACCGUCUCUCCGCCAUACCGCGGUCGUUAGCCAAGUGCCGGGAGCUGGAGGAGCUGAACCUGGAGAAUAACAACAUCUCGGUGUUACCAGAGGGCCUCCUCUCCAGCCUGGUGAACCUGACGAGCCUCACGCUGGCCAGGAACUGCUUCCAGUCGUACCCGGUGGGCGGGCCCUCUCAGUUCUCCACCAUCUACUCCCUGAACAUGGAGCACAACCGGAUCAACAAGAUCCCCUUCGGGAUCUUCUCCAGGGCCAAGGUGCUCAGCAAGCUCAACAUGAAGGACAACCAGUUGACGUCUUUGCCCCUUGACUUUGGCACGUGGACCAGCAUGGUGGAGCUGAACCUGGCGACCAAUCAGCUGACCAAGAUCCCGGAGGACGUCUGUGGAUUGGUGUCCAUAGAGGUGUUGAUUUUGUCCAACAACCUCCUGAAGAAGUUGCCCCAUGGUAUUGGGAACCUGAGAAAGCUGCGAGAGUUGGAUUUGGAAGAGAACAAGUUGGAAUCCCUCCCCAAUGAAAUCGCUUACCUUAAAGAUUUACAGAAACUUGUGUUGACCAAUAAUCAGCUGACCACGUUGCCAAGGGGGAUCGGUCACCUCACCAAUCUGACGCACCUGGGUCUGGGGGAGAACCUGCUCCAGCACCUGCCUGAGGAGAUCGGUACACUGGAGAACUUGGAGGAGCUGUACCUCAACGACAACCCCAACCUGCACAGCCUCCCCUUUGAGCUGGCGCUGUGCAGCAAGCUGUCCAUCAUGAGCAUAGAGAACUGUCCACUCAGCCACCUGCCCCCGCAGAUCGUCGCAGGGGGGCCUUCCUUCAUCAUCCAGUUCCUCAAGAUGCAAGGACCCUACCGUGCCAUGGUCUAAGAGGAGGAGGAGGAGGAGGAGAAAGUGGUGGUGGAGUUGGAGGGGGGGUGGGGUUCCAAACCAAUACCCAACCUGGCCUGCUCUUGCUCUGGCCCGUCCAUCUCCCAUUCUGUGUGACAGUGUCUCAUACGCUGUACAGAAAGAAAGAAAAUAGAAAUGUAAAAGUUGAGUGUAGAUGCGGGGGAAGAGGAAGAAGAGAUGACCGGUUUGAUCCGUUAUAUAUUGUGAGAGAGAGACGGAGAUAGAGGAGGAGAAUCUAUUGCGACUGUAGUACAUGUUUUCCUAAGAGGAUUCCCAGCCAUCUGAAAGAGCCCAUCCUCCAAACCGUUCAGUUCUUACCCAAUCAUGUAAAAUGAUGAAAAGAAAUAUCUAACUUGUUUGCCAAACUGAUUAUGUAUAUUUUAGCUACCGUAAGCAAAAGUGGCAAAAAAAAUUUUUAACUGUAUAAACCUACCGUACUCCUAAUGCCAACCUAUUUACAGUAAUUAAGUAUAAAUGUCAGUUAGGUGAGGCUUUACAGUUGUAUGCAAAAAAGAACUAAACGAAACAACAAACAAAAAAAUUCAAUUUCACUGCUGCUGCCGUAACCCCAUAGUGUCAAAUUUUGUGGUCAACUUUAUUAUUUUACUUUUGUUUUUUUCUCCUCUGCAUUCCCUCUUUUUUUUACCACAGAUUGACAAAAUACUAGAUUUGUUUCUUGUGUUAUUGUUAGGAUAAAUCAUUUGACCAUAGGAGAACAAAAAAGGUCUGUCAGUUUUGGUGUUUUUGAUUUUACAUUUUAAAACUGUGCCUAUACCCAGUACAAUCCACUGGUCUGUCUGAAACACACAUUGUCCAUGAUUAUACAAAGGUAUAAUUUAAAAGAAUGCUUUUUAUAAUUAUGAUCUUUUUACAGUUUUUAUUUUACAUUUCUUAUAUAUAAAUACACACCUUCUUCCAACUGUGGGAAGAAACAAAAUAAAAUUUAAGUUAUAAAAUAUAGUAGUUUUAAUUGAAAAGGCAGUAGUUGUGAAACAAACUUAAUAUAUACAAGAAAUGCAAAAAUCAUAAAUGCUUUAAAAAGGACCAAGCGAGUUUGGACUUAACAUGUUAGACAUAAAUCUUUUGGUGGAAAAAAAGUAUUGACAAUUGUAAAAAGACAUGGGUGUGGCUGGGGGGGGGGGCAGUGAUUGGUCUGUAAUAUAACACACACACACACACACUGAUCAUUGCCUUGAGUGCAAUUCUAGUUAUUGUAAUGUUUACUUUUUUGCUAUAUCUUCAGUGUUGGGCUGCAGAGCUGUCGUACAGAAUUGUGGAAAAACAAAUUGGAAACGAUUCACAACCAACAUAUCAAGAGCAUCGAAGGAGGUUCACUGUUGUCAAGUGAUGACUGGCGUUGAGGCUACUGGUGAUGCAGGGAUGAACACCCUAUCCUCUCCAGAAAGGAAGGCAUUUCACAUCCCAUUUUUUAUAACUUGUUUUCAAAUCCUCAAUUUUCUUUAAAACCUUUCGAGGAAAAAAAAUGGUUUAACCUUUUUUUUUUUUUUUUUUUUUUUUACUUCAUCUAAGAAGAUUCGAACAAUCUAGACAAUUACAAAAAAAGUUCCUUGGCUCUCUUGUGUCCCACACUGUUCCAGCAACGCUGCUGGUAUUAUGCACUUUUUACAAUUAUAUUGGCAUCCUCUUUAAAUUUAAACAUCUCUUAUCAGUUGUGUUGAGGAGAAGGGGGGGUUAAACAGUGAAGUAAAUAUAUGAACAUUCUUGUGUAAAUUGACAUUUGUGUCAAAUGAAUAUAAAGGAUUGUUUCCACGAGUGCAAAGUUUUUUACUUUUGGGGGGGAGGACAAUUUAAAUGUUAAGUGGCCUAUUUUGUCCCAUCAAUCUGUAAAGCCACAUGCUCAUGUCAGUUGUAACUGUCAAGUUAAAGGGUUUAUGGAAAUGUUUAGAUGUAUUAAAAUGCCCGUAUCUUGCUUUUUAUUAUUGCAAGCAAAAUGGUUAUUUUAAUUGGUUGCAAUUCAGAUCUGCAAUGUAAAUUUUUAAUCCUUAUGUUUUAAUGAUUUUUUUUUUCUUUGACUUUUCUAAAUAAUGAAAUGUGUAUUCAGUUAGUAUUAUAUCAAGUGACUGUACAUUAAAAUCCCAACUAAGGUAAUCAAACCAAACCUUUUUAUAUAUUUUUUUUUUCUUUUGGAAAAAAAGGAAGAAAAAAACAAAAAUGGAAAAAAAACGUGUUGCGUCCAAACUUUGUAUACUCAAUCAUGAUUUUUUUGAAGAGUAUCUAUUUUUUGCGGCAGAAACGUACGGCAAGGUUUGGGUGGGUGUGCACUGAUCACAGAAGAGACCAGGGUCAGCUCACACAGCCUGCAACAGUGGGAAGGGCGUGGAAGUCGAGAUGACAAAAUGUAUCGCUGCUUUUCACUACCAGCAGAACCUGUUGUUGCUUUCUGAACUGAAACGUUGGAAACAUGCUGUAAAGAAUAGGGGGGGGGGGGGGGGGGCAGAGGCUACACAAAUACAGACUCGUAGCUUGAUUGGGACAAAUCCACAGGCGGACCUUGACAGUUGGGGUCUUCAGGUCCCCCUCAAACCGAUCAAAUCGUUUGGACUCUUCGACGACGUGGAAAACCCAAGGUGCAUAUUUGAGCCUACCCUAGAUAGUUACUAAGCUCGAGAUAGUUACUACGCUCGAGACAAAAAUAAUUUUAAAAGGGCUUUCUCUGUUUCACGCUCAAACGAUACACUGGAGGCAUUGCAUUCCUGGUUUUAUAUAUAUUAUAUAAACAUAUAUAUAUAUAUAUAUAUAUAUAUAUAUAUAUAUAAGCUUCGGGGGGAAAAAUAAAAAUGUACAUUAUUUUGAUUUAUGUAUUUUACGUUUAGCUGUAAACAAAUUGAAUUAUGUGAAAAUGCCUUCGACGAGUACCUAAACGUGAGAUGUGCAUUGGGUAUUGUAGCCAAAAGGCUGUGCUAUACCUGUAUAGCCCUCGAGUCUUUAAUUUGUUUGAAUCUUUUUCAUAUAUGUGCCAUUGCAAGUUGGGAAGAGGGGCGGGGAGGGAGAGAGAGACGUUGAUAACGUUCGCUCAUGUCUGAAAUAAAGAGAACUGAGAUAUAACUGAUCAGACUUGCUUCACUAAAGGCCAAGUUUUCCUGUUAAAAUAGUUUGCAACUCCCUUUUUGGAUUCUCUGAAAUUCCAAACCUUUCCCUUCCUUGGAUCUGUGCUGAGACAGGAGAAAAAGGACAGAUAUGUGUUGGGAUGAGCAUGUUAGUUUUGACUAAUCCAAUAGGGUCAUUUCAGAGAGGUAGGAUGCUAAAAGGAUGCCAUUUUAGAGGAUUCAAAUUGGGCAGUCUCGACAUUCACGGGCCUAGCUGGACUCCAUAGGGAUUUUUUUUUGUUCGAAGUACUACAGUGGAGAAAUAUAUGGUGCUUAUUUGAUUCUAUUGUUGAUUCUGUUCAGAAUAAAUCCAAAUGGUGGCAUUCCUUUUAACAACUGAAGAUUGUAUUAAAGAAUCAGAUGUGCUUAAAAAGAUUACUCCGAUCCUGGCAUUUUGUUGUUGCCUCUGUUCCGUACGGUUCCAGUACAACAGUGCCCCCAACCGGUAGAUUGGCGUCAUGAUUCCUCGACGGUCCAGACAAAUAAACUCUGCCUGCUUA
Molecule: messenger RNA, 5928 nt
Organism: Osmerus eperlanus (European smelt)
Lineage: Eukaryota; Metazoa; Chordata; Actinopteri; Osmeriformes; Osmeridae
Gene: shoc2
Product: SHOC2 leucine rich repeat scaffold protein
Exons: 9
Coding region: 540-2300 (586 amino acids)
Molecular function (GO): protein binding
Source: RefSeq, a predicted model, not a curated record